UCGGGGGGGCGGGCCUGGGGCAGCUCCGUGCUUGUGUGAAGCGGGCCUCGGCCGUGGCUGUUCGUGAGGAGAGCGGGCUUGAAAUAAGAGGCUGGCAUAUAUUUAUUUUUUGAGGAGGGGGUGUGUGCGUGACGUGGGCCCGGCUCCGGUUUGGAGGGUGGCCGUGUGUGUGUUUGGGGGUAGAGUAGCUAUAGAAAUCUAAUAUAUUUAGUUCAUUAAUUUGUUUUUGUUAAGUACGUGUAGCUGGGGGAGUGACUCUCCUUUAUUGACUCCUGUUUAGAGAUUUUCUGGGGGGCAGCUAACUUCCCUUUCUAAGAACCAAAGGUUCUGAGCUUCCCCCACUGUUUAUAAAGUUCAGUCCGCCUAAUUAAUCGAUCCUCCCUUUUCUUCUUUCUGGCUCCUGCCAACCAGUGACACCACUUGCUGUGCUCCUAAGGCGUAUUCUGGGGGUGAAGAGUCCUUCAUCUGGCCCCCACUUUUCUGGUUUUGCGGAGGGAGCAAGGGUUGAGCGGAUGAGUGACCCUUCUUGGAGAAAGCCUUCCACACUUUUUAAAGAUAGAUCUUCUCAGGGGAAGGAGCGACACUUAAGGGCCUGUGAAGAGGAAACCUUUCCCUUCUGCAUUCCUCCCAUGCCUUCCCUUUUGCACUUUUCAUUGCAGAUCUUUGUGGAGAACAAGCCUGAGUCUGUGUAGUUCAUUAGGAGGAGGGACACAUUAAUUGAUAGCCUUCUUUUUUCCUUUUGCUCCUCAGUUUUAGGAACAUUUCUGAGGAGGGAGCUUCCUGGUCUUUUCCCCUGCUUUUUUUAAUCACCCCUUGCUCCUGUAGAGAACUAUCAUCUUGAUAUUGGUGCUUUCUGAGGCGAGCACCAUUGCUUCAGGUGUUUUUUUCCCCCUCCUUCUCUUGUUCAUCCUUUUUUGGGGAAGAGGGAGUUAUAUUCCUCAGUACUGUGUUUUUGGCAGCAGGGUGAAUGUUCAUUUGGGAUUAGGCACCUGUACUACUGAUUCGCACCCACCACACUUAUCCCAUAUUGCAAAAAAGGUGCACUUCUUUCAUUGAGCGUUGCCAUGGGAUGGCAGCGACACUUCUUACGGAACAGUGGUGUGUGAACAUUUCGUACAGGGGUGGAAUUAUUUCCCUGUUUUAAUCCCAGGGAGAGGAAGCCCGUAUUAAGGGCGACUUUAUUUGUUUGAUUACUGAUUUUGUUAAUUACUUUGGUUUCAGGUUUAGGGGACUCUGCAAAAAUAGGAGAAACAAUUCACGAGUGUGUAAAGUUCAGUAAUCAAAAGUGGGUCUAGGUUCCUGCCACUUUCCCACUCACGCGCUACAGGGGGCAUUCGCUUGAGAUUCUAGGUUUUUGCUUGCCACAUAUCCCACCACUCUUUAGCUUGGAAGAAGGUUUAAAUACAUGUGAGUGAACACAUAGGCAAGCGCAGUGUUUUGUUUUCAAUAGGGGACGAUUCAGGAGCUGUUCAUUAAUGGAAUCAGUCUCUCUGGAGUAGUGCUUGGAAAAGUCUGGGUGCUGAGUUGUUUAUUCAACAGUGGAAGGGUUCCCCAAGGUCAGGAAACUUAGGGGUUCUUUCCUUUUUUCAGGAUAGCUGCUUAUUCUGGGGAAGCCAGUAAUCUGUAUAAACUUGCCUCAAAGCCUUUUCCCAUUUAUGGUGGGUACCCAGCUCUGGGAGACUUGAAAAGGGUUUGCAUUGCCUACCUGCCUUGAUACCUGAAGCAGUUGGGGUGACACAUCAUGUGUCAGGUAGACCCCAGGUGGUUGAAGGAUGCCCCUGGAAGUACUUGCUAGACACGGAAGGCCUCGAACCUUUAUCAAGGACGAAAGAGAAGCCGUUAAAAUCAGUAUUGAAAAUUCCUUUAAAGAGACUUGGUUCCAGCUUCCGAACGGCUGAGAAAACCUGCGACAGGGAUUGCACCUGGGUGGUGAGAGCGGCAGACGGCGGGAGCCUCGAUUCUUCACGUCCCAGUUUGACUACAAGAACAGCCCUUCCUGCCAGCAAUGGAUCGGCCCUAAAGAAACUCACUUGCUGUUUUGAUUUCAGACCUCUGGAGUCUUGCGAAGAUGACUUAGGUCUCAAAGAAGGGGAAGGUUUGGACUGUAUAGGAGGACAAGCUGACCUGAAAACCAGGGAGCAAAAGAGAGAUCAGAAAGUGAAAGAGAGUCUGAUUUCGUCUUCCCCUUCGUGUUCACUGUAGUCCUGUAGUUUUGGAACAAGGAGCCAGACCUUUCUGGGUCGACAGGAAAGUUCUAAUAGGGUUUUUUUUUCAUUAAGUUAAAACUGUACAAUCUUCUAAAAAAGUCUUUACUUUCCUCUACUGAACUUUUCUUCCCCUCCCUACCAAACAAAAGAAGAGGAAGCUGGGAGUCAAAGGGAACCUUGUCCGUACGGGGAACUGGAUUUAUAAAACUUUGCCACACAACCAGUUGACACUUUGGGGUUCCAAGAUGGAACCGGAUGAGCUGCAGCCGCUGGACAUGUUUGUGGAAAGUGAGCUGAUGUCUGUGGGCAUGGACACAUUCAUCCACCGGAUUGACUCCACGGAAGUGAUCUACCAGCCCCGCCGGAAGCGGGCCAAGCUCAUUGGCAAAUACCUGAUGGGGGACUUGCUCGGGGAAGGGUCGUACGGCAAGGUCAAGGAGAUGCUGGACUCCGAAACCCUCUGCCGGAGAGCUGUUAAAAUCCUGAAGAAGAAGAAGCUGCGCCGGAUCCCCAAUGGGGAAGCCAAUGUGAAAAAGGAAAUACAGCUCCUACGGCAGUUACGGCACAAAAACGUUAUCCAGCUAGUCGAUGUGUUGUAUAAUGAAGAGAAACAGAAGAUGUAUAUGGUGAUGGAGUAUUGUGUGUGUGGUAUGCAAGAGAUGCUGGACAGUGUCCCUGACAAAAAGUUUCCGGUCUUUCAAGCACACGGGUACUUUUGCCAGCUUAUAGACGGCUUGGAAUACCUGCACAGCCAAGGGAUCGUCCACAAAGACAUCAAACCGGGGAACCUCCUGCUAACAACCAAUGGAACCCUAAAGAUAUCAGAUCUGGGGGUGGCAGAGGCCUUGCACCCGUUCGCGGAGGACGAUGUGUGCCGGACGAGUCAGGGGUCGCCCGCCUUCCAGCCGCCAGAGAUCGCGAAUGGCCUCGACACCUUCUCGGGCUUCAAAGUGGAUAUCUGGUCAGCAGGUGUCACGCUAUACAACAUCACAACUGGGCUCUAUCCCUUUGAAGGCGACAAUAUUUAUAAGUUAUUCGAAAACAUUGGGAAGGGGGACUACACGAUUCCCGAGGACUGUGGUCCACCUCUUUCAGAUCUGCUUAGAGGAAUGCUUGAAUAUGACCCGGCCAAGAGGUUUUCGAUACAGCAGAUACGGCAUCACAACUGGUUCCGAAAGAAGCACCCCCAGUCCGAGCCGGCAGUCCCCAUCCCGCCCAGCCCAGAGACGAAGGACCGGUGGAGGAGCAUGACGGUGGUGCCCUACCUGGAGGACCUGCACGGGUACAACGAGGAGGAGGAGGAGGACGACGACCUGAAGUGCGACUACCUGGAGGACGAGGUCAUCUUCACUCAGGACUUCACAGUGCCAGGUGAAAGCGAGGCAGGGUUUAGAGAGGAGGAGAGCGCAGAUCAGGAAGGAUUGCUGGCGUACCUGUUCGGAGAAGGAGAUGUGGAAAGCAGCGCGGAGGAAGGAAGGCUCACCAAGUUUAGCUUAGGUGACGAGACAGAGCCCGAGGAAGACGAGAGAGACGCCUGGUUCCCUUCCACCUAGAACGGUGUGGGCUUUGCUGGCGCCAGACCGUGCUCGGUCUGUGCUUCUCGCAAAGCCCGCCCCAGCGCUCCCCACUGAGCUUGGACUGUAACUCCCACCCACCCUGGCCGUCGGCUGCAGGGGAGCAGAGCCCAGCCAGAUCCAGAGGCCCAGCCUGCCCCUCCCUUUCUCAAAGCACAAGGCAGCAGUGAGCAGCUGUGGGGGGGUGGCCACCCCCCUCCCCGUCCCUUCUGCAGGGCACAGAGGGGAAAAAGCGAAAAUGGCACUGGUCGCUCGCAGACGAGCAGAACCGAACCGUUCCUCCGAUUCGGUGCGGUUUGCUUUCCCCUCACCUGCAUCUCGAGCGGCCACACUGCUCUGCAGCCCAGAGCCACGUUGCGCCAGAGCUUCACGAUUCCACCGCCGCCUGGCCGCCGCCCUGUGGGGCACCCGGUUGGGGACGGCGGUCUCCUCUCUCCUGAGCCACCGCGGCGGCGUGUGCGCAGCGCACUUCCCUCCCAAGCACGGGGUGCGUGUGAAGGGUGCAGCUGCAGCUUUUAAGAGCUCCCAUUAGCUCCUCUUGUGCAAACGGCUGCCAUUUCGGGCCCAUUCAGAGCUGUCAGUCAGCGGGUUUGACGCACCACUUGGGGAAGGUGGUGGCUUGAUCCGCCGUCUCUCCCGGGUAGCGCGAGCUCCGGGGGCCCCCCCUGCCCUGCCCACGCAGCCGUGUUCGUCCUUUUGUUCUGCCCCCCGUUUUCGCCAUGUUCAGGUUUUUGAGAAAAGUGGUUCUUUGCAACCUUUCCCGACCCUCGUAAGUAGUAAGCGUUGGUGUGAACAGCAAAAUAAAGUGGUUUUCCCCGCUUCCUCGUUUUCAAAGUGCUGCUCUCAUUCAGAAGGCUCUGCAGCCUGGCCGGCUAUCAGGGAGCCCCAGCUGUGGAAUUUUAAAUCAGGCAAACAUGGGCACCCACCUCUGGAGCAGCCUGGAUCAGGCCUCAGCGGCUUAGCGUGCCUGCUGCGGCUUCCGGCUGGAGAACGAGAUGUCCCGGGCGGAGCCUCUGGUUCCCCGGCCCAGCUCUGCCGGGGCUCUGCCUCGGCUCACAGGGAGCAUCCGGCAUGGGCGCUGCGUGUUCGGGAAGAUGCAGAGCGGGGUGCUGAACCUCGUCAUCUCUGAGUGCCACACUCGAUUUUCGAGAAGCUCUUGGGGUGCUGCCUGCCAAGCUGCAAGUUGAACGCCCCCCCCCCCCACUUCAGCUUAAAGCUCUUGUGAGCUGAAGUCUUGGCGGGGCCGUUUCAGCCUUCAGGAGGUGCAUUGAACCGGGGUGGGGGGGCUGAAGGUUCCUGCCGGGGGGCUCAGGAAGGUGUU
Molecule: messenger RNA, 5102 nt
Organism: Varanus komodoensis (Komodo dragon)
Lineage: Eukaryota; Metazoa; Chordata; Lepidosauria; Squamata; Varanidae
Gene: STK11
Product: serine/threonine kinase 11
Exons: 9
Coding region: 2453-3760 (435 amino acids)
Biological process (GO): regulation of Wnt signaling pathway; protein phosphorylation; regulation of cell growth
Cellular component (GO): nucleus; cytoplasm
Molecular function (GO): protein serine/threonine kinase activity; ATP binding; protein kinase activator activity
Source: RefSeq, a predicted model, not a curated record